AGGUGUCCCCUCUUCGCCCGCUUCUGUUUAGCCAGCCAGCCGCUUAACCUGCGCACCCUCUCUCUCUCUCUCUCUCUCUCUUGUUGUGCUCAGGCAAAGACAACAGUCAAUCAGAAAACGAAGUAACCCCACAAACUCCGAGUCCUUCUACUUAGAUCCUGACCCUGCCAGAUUUUAAAAACUAUUUCUUUCUCCCUCUUCUUUUCUCGAGAAAAAACACGAGCUUGAAGAGAAACAAAGAGAUGGGUUUUGAUCAGAUGGUUUGGAAAUCGAACGUAAAUUAAAAAGAAAAAAAAAAGAAAGGAAAGAAAAGAAAAGAAAAGAAAAGUUUGGGAAAAAUAAUUCUAGCCCAUCAAACACACCCCACCACCAAAUGGAAGUCACAGAUACGCAAAGCAACAAGCAAAAUAAUACCACCCAAGAACCCCACCAGCAACACCGCCACCACCACCACCAUCAAGUUUCUUUCAAUGGCAGAUCAUCAUCAACAGGAGGAGGACCAUCACCUCCAGGUCCCUUUAUGGGCUCCAUAUCUAUCCAAGCUGGCUUGUCUCAUGUCCACCACCACCUUCAUGGUCUUUCUUCUUCAGUUCCUAUCAAUACUGGGUCUGCUCCUUCAACUUCAACUUCUUCAUCUUUAUCUUCUUCUUCUUCCUCCUCCUCUUCUACUUCCACCUCCACUUCUUCUGCAGCUCCUCCCCGUCUCGUUGACGCUUCUCUCGCUAUCGCCACCAGAUCUGGGCCGCUUUUAGACUCGGGAAAGAAGAAUCUUCAGCAGCAGAAUCUUUCCAUAGUUACAACCACAUCCACAACCACUGCCACCACCACCACCAACACUUCUGUAACAGCAACACCAGCGAAGCGGUCCACGAAGGACCGACACACUAAGGUAGAUGGAAGAGGACGGAGAAUCAGAAUGCCGGCAACUUGUGCAGCUAGGGUUUUUCAAUUGACAAGAGAAUUGGGUCAUAAAUCUGAUGGAGAAACAAUUGAGUGGUUGCUACGUCAAGCAGAACCAGCGAUUAUAGCAGCCACAGGGACUGGGACUAUACCAGCGAAUUUUUCUACGCUCAAUGUUUCGUUAAGGAGUUCUGGAUCCACCCUUUUGGCUCCGCCUUCGAAAUCUGCUCCUCAUUCGUUUCAUGGAGCUUUGGCUUUGGCUCAUCAUCCUCACUAUGAACAAGGGUUUGCCCAUUCAGCUUUAUUGGGUUUCCACCAUCAGCAGCAGCAGCAGCAGCACCUGAUGACAUCAGAUCAAAUAGCGGUAGCGCUGCCAUGUGGUGGUGGCGGCGGCGGAGGAGGAGGAGGAGGAGGGGAGAGUGGUAGAGAUGCUAGGGGAGAUUCUGGUGAGAAUUAUAUGAGAAAACGUUUCCGGGAAGAUUUAUUCAAGGAGGAUAAUCAGCAACAACAAGAAGGAGAAAGUGGUAGUGGUGGUACUAGCGGAGGUGGUGUUGGAGGAGGAGGGGGAGGCGGAGGAUCUCCUAUUAAAGGAUUUAAAAGUGGUUUGCAGCUACCAAAACCUCAGCAACAAGACACAGGAUCUUGUGGACUACUUAGGCCUUCAAAUAAUAUCUCACCUGCCACUGCCAUGUGGGCAAUGGCACCAGCACCCAGCAGUGGCAGCACAAUCUGGAUGCUGCCAGUGGGUGCCGCCGGUGGUGGCCCAGGAAUUUCCAUUGGCACAACCGGAGCUGGACCUUCAGAAGCCCAACCCCAGAUGUGGCCUUUUCCUACAGCAACACCAGCAGGCGGAAACUCCUUACAAGCUCCAUUGAAUUUCAUGCCAAGAUUCAAUCUUUCAGCUGGUAAUCUUGAAUUUCAAGGUGGAAGAGGAACUCCUUUACAAUUGGGUUCCAUGUUAAUGCAGCAACAACCAUCACAGCAUCUUGGUUUAGGCAUGGCAGAGUCAAAUUUUGGAAUGUUGGCUGCUCUUAAUGCAUAUUCCAGAGGUGGUUUGAAUAUGAAUUCUGAGCAAAACAACCAAUUAGAUCAACAUCAUCAACACCAGCAACCUCAAGGCACUGAUAGUACUGGAGAUGAAGAUCCCAAUAGUUCCCAGUGACAAAAUUCACAAGUGAGUUAGUAGCUUUUAUUCAAAAUAUAUAACUAAAUGAUAGCUUGAUGCCUUUGAUUUUUUCUGGGUCACAUUUUAUUGCAUAGUAAGCAGCAGGAGCUAGCUAGCGAGCUAGAGAUUGUUGUUGGCUUUGCUGUUUGCAGAUUUGGGAAUGGAAUUGUGUUUGGUCUAGUUUUUUGAGAGUGAUAAGUGAUCUCCUAGUAAUUGCCAUGCUAGUUUCUUUUGGUUGGGUGUAUACCAUCCAGUAUUCAAAUUCACAGGCUCCACUAAUCCAGAUUUACAUUGGGCAAGCUCGAUAAAGAGACAAAACACUCUUUCCAUAUUUAGUGUUCGAAUUCAAGAUCUCUAGUUAAUGGAAAAAGAAUUCGUGUUAUCUCAUCUCCCUCCCAUCUUAGGAUAUUGCCAUGUUGGUUUCUGUUUGUUAAUUUUUGAAUUCUUCUCUAGAUUGAUAAUGUAAUUUGUUAGUUUGGUCCAAAAUGGGACAAACAAGUGGGACUAGAGAGAUAGUGAGAGGUAGAGUUUGUAUAGGAGGAUAUUUGUUUGUGUUUAGUGUAAUUAUAUCCUAUGUAUGAGCAAAAUGGACAAGUAAUUGUUCCUUGAGACUUAAAAGAAAAUCAUUAUUUGUCCCUUAUUACAGAAUGCCAAAAAAGAAAAUUACAGAAA
This is a messenger RNA of Manihot esculenta (cassava), 2737 nucleotides long. Its product is annotated as transcription factor TCP8. The coding region runs from base 374 to 2062 and encodes 562 amino acids. Lineage: Eukaryota; Viridiplantae; Streptophyta; Magnoliopsida; Malpighiales; Euphorbiaceae. Gene Ontology annotation, molecular function: DNA-binding transcription factor activity; sequence-specific DNA binding. The record is from RefSeq and is a predicted model, not a curated record. Gene Ontology annotation, cellular component: nucleus. The transcript has a single exon.